CGCCGACUUGCCAACGAUCAGGACAGGACAAGGACUAAGACUGCUCACUCGGUAUAAAUGGACAAGUAGAACCGACCCAAAGAGAGAACAAUAGACUGCGCACUCCCACACAAAGAGGUCGCAGAGAGAGAGCACUAGCCACGAUGGCCGACGUGGAAGACGACGAGGUGCUCGAGGUCGACUCGCCCAUGGAGCAGCCCGUGGACCUGGAAGACGACGAGGACAUCGAGGUGCUCAAUGAUCUCCAAGGCGGCUCCCAGGCGCGGCAUCUGCCCGGCCAUGACUCGCCUAUCCAUGCCAGGGCCAAGCCCGAGAAGCGCGAGGAGAUGCUGGACAUGGUCAAGGUGCUGCCCUAUCCCUGCGAGACGCUCGACGAAUUCGACCAGAGGGUCGACUACAUUGCGCGACGCCUUGUCGACUGCGUCUUGACAAAGGACUUCGAUCUCGGACUCGUCUACUGGAACCACAAGCUGCAGUGCCUCCUCGCGCUCAAAUACCCGCUCCAGCGGCCCACGAGGGCCAGGCUUGCCCGCCUCUACUACCAGCUUGCUGUUCUUCCCGGGCUCGAGACUCGGCUGCGGGAGCUGGCGGCGAGGAUGUGCAUCACGCUGCUUGCAUCACGCAAGAAGCUGACGAUUGCCGACCUAGUGCUGCCGUGGAAGCCGUUGUUUGCGCUGCUGGAAGCGGAGCUGUUUCCAAAGCAGCGCCGGACCGCCGUCGCGCCGAUUGGCGAGUGCCUCCUGGACCUUGCCGAGGCCGCCCAGCGCUUCUUCGACCCAGACGACGCCGAGGACAUGCUCGCCGAGUUUCUCCCCCGCAUGGACGGAUCGAACCUCAACUCCGUCAUUGCCACCCAGGCCCUCCUCGUCCACUUUCUGCCCAUCAGCCACCCGCAGCGAUGGCUGCCCGUCAUGUUUCGCCUCUGGGAGACAUUCACGUCGAGCCUCUUUGACGACCAGAUGCUCGAUCUCCUGGCCCGCCUGGCAGAAAUGCACGUCAGCGAUCCCCGUUUCUCCACCCCGCGGUCCCGGACCGAGACGGGGGUCAAUGCAGACGAGAUCGAGGAGCGCUUGCUGCGAGCUGCCUCCUCUUCUUCUUCCGAGACGAGCGGUGCCAAUGCCAAUGCGAAUGCCUCCGCAAAUGCUGAGUCAAGCUCGAGCGGCGAGCAGGGCCUGUGGAGCGAUGCGGGCAUCUUUACCGAGCAGCAGUUUGCCCUCAUUAUGGCCAAAUGCCUGCGAUCGGCCGGCCUGCCUGUGGGAGCCAACAAGAGCGCUAAUGCGGCCCUCAUGGCCCAAUCGGCCUCGCUCAGGACCGGGGCAGAUGCCGCGGCGUCGACGGGCACGCUGCGCAUGAAGAAGCCGUCGGACAGGAUCCAGUCGUUUGCCACCAUCAUCGUGUAUUCCAUGGCCCGCGACUCGAUCCCAUCACCGCCGAGCUCAGCAUUGGGCUCCAGCGUCGCACCCACGCCUGCCGGCACGGGCACGGGCACCCCGGUGAGGCAGGCCCCAGACGAGCUCAACGCGGCCCCGCCGGCGGCACACCAGCAGACGUUCCUCGCCGGCUCAAAGGCCCUCGACAGCCUCGCCCGUUUCAUCCAGGCCACCGAGGGCUACUUCCACCCGUCCAACUGGGGCAUGUGGCAGAUCUCGCUCUCGAGCCUCGUCCAGCACCUGACGUGGGAGUUUGUCAAGCGCACAAAGGAUGAGGAAAAGGCCGAGUGCAAGACGCCCGGGCCCUGGAGACUCACGCCCGACAUUCAGCGCGAAUUCUGCCUGCUGCUGCGCACCGUCUGCCUGCUCUCCAUGUUCAGCAAGGACCCCAUCACGAUUGCUGCGUCGCAGGCCAGCCUCAAGCGCAUGGCCCUCCUCGAGCCGGCCAUGGUCCUGCCGCCCGUGCUGGACCGCGCCUACUCGAGCCUCGAGGCCCUCGAGACGACGCACCGCACCUCGUCAAUCAUCACGGCCCUCUCGACGCUCUCCUACCCGCUCGUGUCGCGCGACAACUACGCUGCCGGCGGCAAGCACCUCGUGCCCCUCCUUCAGCUCUGCAUCCCAGGCAUCGAUCUCAACGACAGCAUAAAGACGAUGGCCACGUCGAUGUUCAUCCUCCUCUCCUGCCUCACCGUCAAGAUCGACGACCUCACGCGGCCAGAGGUCAUGGCCCUGCCCGCCGCCAAGCGAGGCAGCAACGGGAAAAAGACAAAGCAGCCGGCAAGACGCGGCUACGAUGACAUGGACGGCGGCGGCAUGGAUGUCGAUGGCGACGGGGACGAGGAAGAGGAAAACGAAGACGAGCAGCUGAGGAUGAGCACGGCCGGCUUCGAAGAGUGGGCCGUGUCGUUCAUGCGACGCACACUCGCACUCUUUGAGGCCCUGCCCGAGGAGGGCAAGGGGGGCCGCAUCGGGGGCAAGAGCGAGGAGCAUGUCAUCAGCACGCUCCUCUCGGCCUGCGACAUUGUAUGCGGUGCUCUGAGCGACCAUCUGUUUGACUUGUGCUUCAAGAUUGUGGCCGAGCACUGCCUCUCGACCGUCUCGGCGCAGGGCGUGCGUGUCACGGGCAGCCUCGUCGCCUGCUUUGCGCGCGCCAAUGCGAAAAAGGUCCUCGACACCCUCCUCGCGCCCUGCAUCCACAACAUCCGCGCCGAGCUCGACGCCGGGGCCAGCUCGGUGAGGACGACAAACACGAGCGUGCCGCUGGCCAGCGACGCAGCCCUGCACUGGAACAUGUCCAUCGUCAUUGGCGCCCUCAGCCACGCAGGCCCGGCCCUGCUGCCCCACCGGAGCGAGCUGCUGGAGCUGAUGGACCUCGUCUGCACGCGCGCCAAGUCCGAGCGCGGCUUCACCUUUGCCUCGCGCCUCGUCCUCCGCUGCCUCCACGCCCUCCUCUACAUCUACCCCGCCGAGCACCGCUUCGUCAACCCCGACGAGUGGGCGAGCGAGGAGAUGCAGGCCAACAGCCACCUCCACUGGGGCAAGCUGUACAAGUCCAAGGACGUCAAGGUCCAGUGGCACGUGCCCACCGACGACGAGAUUGCCUUUGGCCUCGAGAUUCUCGACAAGAUCGUCGUGCCCCGCAUGGCCCUCGUCGAAGACCUCGUCAGCGAGGGCCGGGCGAGGGACAAGGUCUGGUCCAACGACUUUUGCCGCUACCUGACCCUGAUCCGAUAUGCCCACGGUGCCGUCGCCCACCUCGUCCAGGAGCCCGAGUUGGGUGGGGGAGCACCAGCGUCGGAGAGCGACGACGUGCCCGAGUUCCUCACCACGCCUCCCCGCUUCAAGUCUGGCUUCCUCCUCACGGAUGAAAGCGAUGAGCGGCACAGAGUCAUCGUCGACUUCCGCCGCCGCUUCGGCAGCUUGCUCCAUCGCGCGGCCCAGACGACGCAGGACUCGGGGGCCGAGGACCAGAUCGACAGUGUCCGCCUCCUCAUUCGCUCCAUCCGCUCCUUUAUGACGUCCUACAGCUUCGACGCCGACGACUACAAGGCCCACUCGGCGAGCAUCGCCUUCAUUCGCAACGUGUCCAAGCUGUAUGCCAAGCAGAAGGCCUUUCCACGCGCCUACUGGCUGCGCACCGCCAGCUACGCGCACUCGAGCAGGGGCCGGCUCAACUCCUUUCACCGCCACCGGUCCCAGCUCGACGACGAGUUGAUCGGCCAGGUGCUCGAGUUUUCGCUGAGCAACUACCGGGGCAUCCGCAAGUCGGCCCAGAACUCGCUCGACGUCCUCGCCCAGCACUACGACGGCACCCGGACGCUGUGUCUGCCCAAGCUGCUCGACACGCUGCGCAACGAGACAAAGAACGAGGACCGGAUCAAGGGCGCCCUCUACGUCCUCGGUGCAAAGGGCUUCUCCAACCUCGCCAUCGUCGACGCCCGCUUCUCCGCAGACUACGUCCUGGCCUUUUUGCACGCCCAGCGACAUCCCAAGCCCUCGAUUCAGAAGCUGGUAAGGGGCAUCAUGGGCGACUUUGUCGUCCGCUUUGCCGAGCCGUGCACCAUCCGAAACGCCAUCGAGUCGCCUGCCCUGCUCGAGGCUGCCCGGCUCGUCGAGGCCAACUUCACCAGCAGCCCGCUGCCGCGCGACGAGGCCCUACUCGCGCGUGUGUCGCAGAAAAGGGCCGAACGGACAGCCCAGAUUGACCAUAUGGUGCAGUCGCUCCGGCCGAGCGUCCUCGAGGUGGCCACGGCCCCCAAGACGCACUGGAGCUUUGCCAUCUAUGCUGCUCGGCUGCUCCGCGUGCUCAUGCGCCGCGACGAGCCGCUGGACGCCGAUGCGGCGCGCUAUCUGACCGAGCAGCUCAUCUCGGAAAACCAGAGCAUGCGGCGCGUGGCGGAGACGGCUGUCACGAGGGUGCUCUACCACAUCAAGCUCCGGACCGUGUGCGCAACCGAAGAGGACCUCAUUAUGUCCAAGUCGACCAAGCAUCCUCUGAAGCACACCGAGACUCUUCCGAAGCCAGUACCGAAGCAGUGGGUCGAAGAGCGCCUGCGCGAGUUCAAGGAGCCGACGACGACGACAGAGGACAAGACGAAGCUGAGCGACAAGGGCGCGCAGGGCUGGCUCGUCUGGGGCUCCCAGGAGACGUACUACACUGUCCCACCGGGCGACGAGCCGGUGUUCAAGUGGGAUCCCACGUCGCAGGCGGCACUCGAUGCAGUCCGCGAGGUGCUGCAGUCGGACUCGCACUGGGACAAAUUGUUUGGCCACCUUUCGCAGGAGAGCGAGCGCGACUACCUGUCCGCCGAGACGAUCAACCUGAUCAAGUCUAUUUUCCAAAUCUACGGUGUCGGGAUGCUCAGUCAUGUCCGCCAGCGCGUCGAAGCGUACAUCGGGGAAAGAGACAGGCACAAGCACCGAGCUGCGGCAGAGAUUGUGGCAGGUGCCUACCGAGGGUCCAAACACUGGCCGGCGUUGCACCAGGACGAGCUGUGGGCCUGGCUCGAUGCGCUGCUGCCCAAGAUCUUCAAGGGCUGCACCCCCGACAGCCAGCCAGCGUGGCAGAUGUGCGUCGAGUACAUGCUCCACAAUCGGGACCCACGCCGCGCCAAGAAGCUCGUCGACUACGUCGUCACCGCCGCCAAGGAGUCGAUUGGCAAAGACUCGACGACGCAGUCUCCCUUUGAGCAGGCCAAGGCGCAGAACCUGCUGCGGGGCGUCAUGCUCAGUCUCAACUCCAAGUUCACCGCCUGGGCUCCCGAGCUCGUGCGUCUGUACAGCGAGAACUUCGCACACGACUUUGCAGAGGUGCGCACCAUCAUUGGCGAGUCGCUCGCCGAUCUCGAUCUGCUCCAGGUCGCCCCGUGCUUCGGAUCCGUAGACGAGCUCCUGGCUGCGAGCGCCGCCGCCAAUGGAACGCUCCUUCGGGGCGGCCAAGACGAAGACUCGUACUACUCGGUCGCGCUCUCGCAGCUUGCUGCAAGACUGGCCGAGUACCGUGCGGAGCGGAUCCCGACAUCACAGGGUACGUCGACGUACGACAAGGUGGCCAUGACGACGCUACUCUGGAUCUCGAUCACUCUGGCCGACUUUCGUAAUGGCACCAUGGCCAAGCAGGCCAUUGGCUUCAUCCCCACCAUUCUCGCCUGCGCCGAGCUGCACGACAAUGCCGAGCUUUCGCGUGUGGCCAAGGCGGUCCUUGUCCGUGUAGCCACGUACCGCUUCGAUGCCGCCUUUGUGCCGCUGCUCGUGCGCAAGCUGCUGGACGUCAUUGUGCACUCCAAGGACAGCUGGCGCGCCCGCCUCGACGCACUGCCCAUCCUCCAGGUCGUCUACUUCCAGAACCUCUUCUACCUCGACCCGAGCCUCGUCCAGGACAUCAUCGAGGUUCUCUUUGCGCUGCUCCGCGACCCGCACCUCGAGGUGCGCGAGAUGGCGGCGACGACGCUGAGCGGCAUUGUGCGCUGCAGCCAGCGCAAGCUCAUCCACACGCUCCGCAAGCGCUUCACCGACGUCGUCCAGACGACGCGGCUGCCCAAGCGCGGCGCCGACAACUUCAACGACCAGCUCGUCAAGCUCCACAGCGGCAUCCUCGGCAGCACCGCGCUCCUGGCCGCGUUCCCGUACGAGGUGCCCGCGUGGAUGCCCCAGCUCAUCGUCGAGACGGUCGCGCAGCACAACGACAGCCCCGUGCCCGUGAGCACGACGGUAAAAAAGGCCGCCGGCGACUUUAAGCGGACCCAUGCAGAUACGUGGAAGGAGGACGUGCGCGUGUUUAGCUCCGAGCAGCUCAUGGAGUACCACGAGUGGGGCGGCAGGACGGACUACUAUGCUUGAGCUUCCCCACUGUUCUUCUUCUUCUCCUUCUUCUUCUUCUCCAUCAGUGAGGAGGAAAUGUAUAACGCCAGAUUGAGGUUUACGAUUCAUCCAGAAGAGAGAAAAAUGAGAAGAGAGAAAAAGAAAAAAAGGGGGGUGAGAGGAGAAGUCGAAAUAAGAGUAGCGAAGAGCAAAGAGUGAACCAGGAGACAAAUUUGCGUGUGUCUGUGGUGUCGAGUAAGUGGGAUGAGAGGAGA
Messenger RNA from Acaromyces ingoldii, 6508 nucleotides. RefSeq lists its product as hypothetical. Gene Ontology annotation, cellular component: cytosol; nucleus. Gene Ontology annotation, molecular function: proteasome binding; peptidase activator activity. The record is from RefSeq and is a predicted model, not a curated record. The transcript has 3 exons. Gene Ontology annotation, biological process: proteasomal ubiquitin-independent protein catabolic process. NCBI's taxonomy places the organism in Eukaryota, Fungi, Basidiomycota, Exobasidiomycetes, Exobasidiales, Cryptobasidiaceae. The coding region runs from base 144 to 6272 and encodes 2042 amino acids.